UCGGAAGGAUGCUUAAGUUUGUGGCAAUUUUAUCGCUGGUGGCCCUUGCGGUGCACGCGCAAGAUGCGUCCCGGCCAAUCAUCAACACGAGUGGAGGACAGAUCCAGGGUAUUACGUCCAGCUGUGGACUGUUCUGUAGUUACUUCGCCUUCAACGGCAUUCCGUACGCUCAGCCUCCGGUAGGUGAUCUUCGGUUCCGUAACCCUCGUCCAGCUGUUCCGUGGACGGGUGUAAAGGAUGGUAGCGAGCACCGUAACACUUGCCCGUCGGGUGGAUUCCUUGGAGGGGUGUCCGGUAGCGAGGAUUGUCUAUACCUCAACGUUUACACCCAGAAUCUGAUCGGACAGCGACCGGUAAUGGUUUGGAUUCAUGGUGGAUCGUUUACGGGCGGUUCCGGCAACUCGUGGAUCUACGGCCCGGACAACCUGGUGCCGGAGGAUGUGGUGGUCGUCACCAUCAACUAUCGGUUGGGUAUUCUUGGAUUCUUCAGCACGGACGAUGUGCAUGCGGCCGGUAACUGGGGCAUGAAGGAUUGUGUGAUGGCUCUGCAGUGGGUCCGCCAGAACAUUGCCGCCUUCGGUGGUGAUCCGAACAAUGUAACCAUCUUCGGCGAGAGUGCCGGUGGUGUGGCCGUACACUAUCUCGUCCUGUCCAACAAGGCUAGCGGAUUGUUCCACAAAGCUAUCGCCCAGUCCGGUACGGCGCUCGUACCGUGGGGCUUCCAGUACCGUCCACGUGAGCUCGCCUACCGGUUGGCCGAUCGGCUCGGCUACACGCACGACAGUGCCCAGCUGGUGCAGAGUCUGCGUAACACACCGAUCGAGCGACUGAUCGAGGUGCAGGAAGGUUGGCUGGACAUUGAGAUUCCGCGUGGCUUCAAACCGUUCGACUUUGUGCCGAAUGCGGAACCGGUCAAUUCGCCCGAGGAAACGUUCCUGACGCAGCUUCCGAUCGAUAUCAUCAAUUCCGGUACGUUCAACCACGUGCCGUUCAUUGCCGGAUACAUGAGCAUGGAGAGUCUGUUCAUGGUGUACGAGCACACGAUCGACAGUACGGUUUGGGACGAGUUUACGCGCAAUCCGGACUACUUUGUGCCACACUUCUGGAAUAUCCCGCGCGGAUCGGCCGCUGCGACCGCUGUCAGCCAGGGCAUCCGCAAUGCGUACUGGCAGGAUCGUCCUCUAAACGACAACAUUAUGGUCGAGUGGUUGACGUUCCACACCGAUCAGCAGUUCAUCUACGCGAUCGACAAAACGAUCCGCCUGCAUGCCCAACGGUCCAGUGCGCCCACGUACUACUAUCAGUUCAGCUUCGAUGGUGAUCUGAAUCUGGUCAAGCGAGUGCUGCUGCUUGGUAGCUGGCCGGGUGCGAUGCAUGCCGACGAUAUCCCGUAUCUGUGGUCGGUAACGGAUCUAACCCUCUCGCCCAUCCUGCCAACGAACCAUGCGCGUACGGUUAGCAACCGGUUCGUGCGGUUGUUUACCAACUUUGCCCGGUUCGGCAAUCCGACACCGAAUGCUGUGGAUACGCUGCUGCAGAGUCGCCAGUGGUUGCCGGUAACGGCGGCGUCUGUACCGUACAUGGACAUUGGACACGAUCUGGUGACGGGCGUCAACCCGAACGGACAGCGUACAGCUGUGUGGCACGACCUGGAAGCUCGCUACGCCAACGAUCCGUUCCGGUUUCCGCGAAACUAA
Anopheles maculipalpis is the source of this 1697-nucleotide messenger RNA. RefSeq names its product liver carboxylesterase-like. The record is from RefSeq and is a predicted model, not a curated record. The coding region runs from base 9 to 1697 and encodes 562 amino acids. The transcript has 2 exons. Lineage: Eukaryota; Metazoa; Arthropoda; Insecta; Diptera; Culicidae.